AUGAAACUUAGUGGAAUUAUCUGCACCCCAGAGCACCAUGGAGCAAUUUUCAACAUGGGAAAAAAAAUGUUUUGUGUGUCUGGUGAUAGAAAAUCGUAUCGCAUGUAGAGACAUGACCCAAAACAUAUAGCUAAUGGGGUAGUGCCCCCCUGGAGCCAAACAUCUGACUGUAAUCUGAACCGACAUGCUGGAGCACUGAGUAAAAGAAGCAUGAACACAGUAGUGACAGGAGGUGGAGGAUACUUUGGAUAUAAUUUGGGGUGUGCUCUUGCCAAAUCAGGAGCCUCGGUUGUUCUGUUAGAUAUACAAGAGCCCAUUUGGGAAAUUCCUAAUGGAGUAGUGUUUAUCCAGGCUGAUGUGAGGGAUUAUGAUGCCCUAUUUGCAAUUUGUGAAGGGGCUGACUGUGUGUUUCAUGCAGCUGCAUAUGGAAUGUCAGGACUAGAGCAACUACAAAAAGAAAAGAUUGAAUCUAUAAAUGUUGGUGGGACAAAACUCAUAAUUGAAGUCUGCAAACAACAGAACAUCCCCAGAUUGAUAUAUACUAGUACAGUGAACGUGGUCUUUGGAGGGAAUCCCAUUGAAGAUGGCGAUGAGGAAACUGUGCCAUAUUUUCCACUAGAAAAGCAUAUUGACCAUUAUUCCAAGACCAAAUCAAUUGCUGACCAAAUGGUACUAGCAGCUAAUGGAACUCCAGUAGCAGGAGGUGAUAAGCUCCGUACAUGUGUUCUUCGCCCACCAGGCAUCUACGGACCAGGAGAGCAAAGACAUCUGCCACGAGUAGCAGUUAAUAUUCAGAAGGGGCUGUUUCGCUUCACGUUUGGGGACCCUUCUGCCAAAAUGAACUGGGUUCACGUACAGAAUCUUGUACAAGCUCAUAUCCUGGCUGCUGUGGCUCUUACCUCUGAGAGGAACUAUAUAGCUAGUGGUCAGGCAUACUACAUAAAUGAUGGCAAGAAUGUCAACCUUUUUGAAUGGAUAACUCCACUAUUUGAAAAAUUAGGUUGCAGUCCACCAUGGAUACGUAUUCCUACUUGCUUUGUUUACGUAGCAGCCACAACAAUGGAAUAUCUGCACUUGGCGUUGAAACCAGUUAUUGAAUUUACACCUUUGCUGACCAGAAAUGAGGUGCGGAACAUUGCUGUGACUCACACAUUCCGAAUAGACAAGGCACGCAACCAGCUAGGUUAUUAUCCAAAGAAGUUCAUAUUUGCCGAUUCUGUGGACCAUUUUAUUAAAACAAGACCAGAAAACCAGAAUCAUCACAUCUUCCUUAAAGUCAUACUUUCCUUAAUUGGCAGCUUUCUAAGUUUGAUGUUUCUUUCUUUUACAUUGCAAGACCUUUCAAUUAUGCAUUUUUUCAAAGAAAACCAACAUUAA
This is a messenger RNA of Trachemys scripta elegans, 1377 nucleotides long. Its product is annotated as putative short-chain dehydrogenase/reductase family 42E member 2. The record is from RefSeq and is a predicted model, not a curated record. Lineage: Eukaryota; Metazoa; Chordata; Testudines; Emydidae. Gene Ontology annotation, biological process: steroid biosynthetic process. Gene Ontology annotation, molecular function: 3-beta-hydroxy-Delta5-steroid dehydrogenase (NAD+) activity.